UUUUUCAAAAGAUCCCAACCUUUGGCAAACCUCCCACAACUCAUCUUCCAGAAACAGAGAAGAUGUCCAAUACUACUGUUUUGAUCCAUGUAGGCACCUGCUUUGGAGACGACGAUUCUCCUACAAAGGCGGUACUUCGAUUGUCACUGGCGACGGACACGGGCAUUCUAUCGGAAGCAGGCAAGCCCAUUUCCAUUGAUGGUGGCAUCAACCCAGGAUGGAUAAGUCGUUAUGUAAAAAGCAAUAGUGGUCAUGUGGUGUAUAUUGGCUUGGAAGAUGACCCUGGCACAGCCCAAGCCUUUGAGUUGGAUGGAUCCAAUCUCAAGCCACUCGGCAGUCCAUUGAGCUCCGAGGGGAGACACCCUUGCUACUGCCAAUUGGACACAAGUGGAAAAUGGUUGUUUGCGGCCAAUUAUUCUUCGGGCACCGUUUCGGUCCUACCGGUCCAACAAGAUGGGAGUCUAGGAAAACCCACAGAUUCGAAGACUUUGGAAGGACCCCUCCAAGCAGAUUUACAGGAUCGGCAAGAAGCGUCUCAUGCGCAUUGCAUUAUCCCCCAUCCAACCAAUAAAUUUGUCGUGGCGUGUGAUUUGGGAUUGUCCAAAGUGUUUGUCUUUGGGUUUGAUGCGGAGAGAGGACUCCUAUCCAAUGAUGAUGGCACGAGACAUUUGACCAUGCCCGCCGACGCGGGAUGCCGUCACUGUUGUUGGGAUGCCACGGGGGAAACGCUCUUUGUGGUCAAUGAAUUGAAUUACACGUUGACAGCCGCUUCCUUUGACGUGGAAACUGGAAUACUGAAGGAAGUGCGUUCUGUCUAUUUGCUGCGAGAUGGCGACAAGGCGGACCGAGCACAUCAUCGGGGUGCUUCGGAUAUUGCCCUCCAUCCCAAUGGCAAUUUUGUCUAUGUUGGUUGUCGAUCGCCGUCGCCCGGUGUCAUUUGCAUUUUGCAAGUCCAAGGAAAAGGAAAGGAUUGCCAGUUGUCCGUAGUGGGACAUGAAUCGACUCGAGGAGAGGUUCCUCGCAAUUUCAAGUUAAUCCGAGAUGGUACCUGGUUUGUGGUGGGAAAUCAAGAAGGCAAGAAUGUUGUCAGCUAUGCUGUCAAUUCCAACAAUGGCAUGCUGGAGUUUAAGAGCGAGAUCAGCACGGCACCCUACAAAGCUUGCAAUAUUGCCAGUCCCGAUGCCUUGAACGCCUGAUGAGUAUAGCAAAUGCUUGUGAAUGAUUAGAAGACAUGGAAUGGAGAAUGGCUGCCACUCAUCAAACUCUAGAUGCAUUUGAUAAUUAGCUAGCUCUUGCUGACAUGACGUGUUCCCUGGCCAGUGCCAACUGUGUACCGGUAGAAAGGGUUCGUUCGAGGCUUGUAUUACAGCAGGUGCACUUGCUCCAGUAGCCAGCCAAUCCUGGCCGCCUCCCAAGAUUGAGAGUUGAUCGAGAAAGCCCUGAGAUACUCCUACUUAGAAAUUGACUCGUGUUCCUGAAAACUUUUUCUAGGCACCCUUUGCUCUCCCAGAAGAAUUAGUAUAGCUAGUCUACAGGGCAUGGAUCACAGUCACAUCCACAGAGCAAAGUUCCCCGGCAUAUUGAAAUUUCACUCUUCUUCGGAUACUUCCCCCUACCAAAGUAUCUGAAAAUUGUCUGGUGAAUUUUGCCACACAGCUUUUCAGGAAUGCUCCCCCAUAAUGAUGUUAUGUCUUCUAAAGGUGCAAACCACGCCUGAUGCAUACGGUACAAAUCAUCCAGCCCUUUGGAAACCAGCCCUUUGGAAACUAGCACGCAAAAAGGCUG
Messenger RNA from Seminavis robusta, 1785 nucleotides. The record is from the annotation of a GenBank genome assembly. Lineage: Eukaryota; Bacillariophyta; Bacillariophyceae; Naviculales; Naviculaceae.